AGGACCGAAUAGAAGAAAUGAAGGCACCCUCUGGCUUGACUAUUUUUCUCUCUCUCUUUUGGUUAGUUAAAAGCACGUUAUUAGACAAGAAACAAUAUUAUCAGUAGAGAACAUUGACGCUCACAGUUUCCUGUGGGGAGUAUAUUCAUAGACGGAAAGUGAAACUACAUACGGUCAUUAAUACACGUCGAUCUUCCUGGACGCGAAAAGUGGUCGUCUGUCUUGACAACUAAAUGGAGAAUUCUUCACAUUUAGGUUUGAGCAGAUGACCAGAUACUCAGAAGUGCAGUUUAUGGUCAGCUCCUGUAGCUGGACUAUUCUUACAGAUACACAUUAUUUACAGACACUGCUCAAAUGUAUUGGUACGAGGCAAGUAGAAUCUUGUCUGGAGAAAUAAUAUUUGUAUAUGGUUAGCCCUCUGGAAGUGGAAGCGACUUGCUCUAGAAAACUGCACAUCCUUUGGUCUGAACUUAAACCCAGAGAAGUGGAUUUAUUGAAAGCUAUCACUGCAGCCUGUGCCAACAUGGGGAACUUUUGGGAUUGUUGUGGACGAAAAAAUCCAUGUGACCAUACAGAGGACGAGACUAAAGGUUUAUUGCACAGCUCUGAAUCAAAGACAUCAACUAAGGCAGGAACGGAAGUCUGCACCAGUCCAACUUCAGAUGAAGAGCACAGGCAUGAAGAUGAAACAAAACCACAGCUGGGUGAAUCGGUUAUAACCAAGCAGCCAAAUGCCAGCGCUCAAAUUCUUAAUCCACAGAGCUCUUACCCUACAACAAUAUCACUAUUAACGGCUCCAACAGAAGCUAUAAUCUUAGCUGCAGAACCACCAAAAACAGAGACUGAAAUCACGGAAGAAAUCCAAAACAUUGAAGCUGAAGUCUCAGAAGCACCUCAAGAUACAGUCCAAGCACCUGCGGAGAACGUUGCCUCGAUGAAAGGGGAGAUAGAGGCUCCGCAUGGGUCAUUUGAAGAGGUAGACAUCACAGCUGCACUGACAGAUGAUGCAGGUGCUACCGCAACAAGUUCAGACUCAACAGUCUCAGCUGCUGUGGAGACACCUGUUAAGGAAGCACCUGUUGAAGAAGCGACUGUGCUUGCUCAGGUAGAAUCUGAGAACUCCUCCCAACCAGAGCCAGAAACACAUGUGGAGAUGAUUGUAGAAGAGAAGGAAAUGAUCCAAACUGAGGAACUAACUCUGAGUGACACCAAUGAAGUGACACAUGAAGAGGCUGAGAACUCCUCCCAGCCAGAGCUAGAAACACAUGUGGAGAUGAUUGUAGAUGAUAAGGAAAUGAUCCAAACUGAGGAACUAACUCUGAGUGACACCAAUGAAGUGACACAUGAAGAGGCUGAGAACCCCUCCCAACCAGAGCUAGAAACACAUGUGGAGAUGAUUGUAGAUAAGAAGGAAAUUAUCCAAACUGAGGAACUAACUCUGAGGGAUGACACUGGGGAUAUUUCAUUGAUGGGCAACAGCAGCAAUGAACCUGACUCAUGCGCUUUAGGUAAGUCUAAUGAGUCGGAUGUUAUUGAGGAAAGUGUAGCUGAAGUGACUGCUGAGGAACCCAUCAUUGAGCAAACAGCUGAGGUAGAGGACAAACUUUCAGAGGAUAUUCAUUCUGAGAUGGCAGAACAGAAGCAAGUGACGUCUGAAGUUUCUCAACCUCAGGAACAUUCACAGGAAGCUUCAUCUCCAAAUGUGGAUAUUACCAAUGGACUCUCUCCUGUCAUAGAACAUGGUCUUGUGAAGGACCCUGGGAGUCUGAAAGUUGAGAAUGAAAUGAAUGAUGUCAUGGCGGUGGAAAAGCUGCCUCAAACAGAAGACAUAGUCCAGGAAUCAAAUGAAGAAACCUUGGAAACUGAGAGUAAAGAGCAACUGUCAUCUAAACCCUCUACACAAACUGACAGCACUAUUGAUGUGGAAGUAAUGGAUUCUGUGAAAGAUCUAGAGAAGAGUGAAAAGGUUGCAGAGCAAGAGCGCGAGACUACAGAACUCGUUCAGAAUGGCCUGGAUUCCACAAGUGCCUCAGUGCCAUCAAGCCCCAUUGAGAAAACCAGACUCACUGAACCAACCAGUGAUUCAGUUGCUCUAGAAGACACUGAGGACAAAGGUGAGGUUCCUGUGUUGAACGAGCCAAAAUUAGUGGAGGAAGUUGUAAAAGAUGCAGAAACUGGACCUCAACAAACAGAAGAUGAAAAGGAGAAACAGGAAGAGGAAGCAAGUGUUGCCAAGGAAAAUGAAGGAAAAGAAGACACUUCCGCCACCCCAAAAUCAGAGAUCCUUUUUAGCAGUAGCACAGUAGAGGUGAAGCUGAUACAGAUACAGAAAGAUACAGAAGAAAGUAUGGAGGAAGCACACGAGACACUGGAUGAGUAUGUGAGUGCAUACCUAUAUCUGGGAGCUGAGGAGAUUGAAAUGGGAGCCAGCUAUAACAAGACAUCCAAACCACUGCUGGAGCUCACAAUUCCUGGUGUAGAGACCAGAUGUAGCUUAGCACCAGCUGUGGACAUACUGGCCUACAGUGAGAGAGAAUGGCAGGGAAACACGGCCAAAAGUGCUCUCAUCAGAAAGGGCUACAGUGAGAUGUCCCGCAGCUUUAGCGGACUGAGGAGAGUCAGAGGCGAUAACUACUGUGCUCUACGAGCUACACUGUAUCAGCUGCUGGCAAACAGCACAGCUAUGCCCACCUGGCUGCAGGAUGAAGGCUUUCUAUUGUUACCAGAGAAGAUUGAAGCUCAGGACCAUUUGAUUGGUGGAUGGGUGUUUCCUCCAGAAUGCAAGUUAGGAAGUGAGAAGGAAAGUUCUGUGGAGAGAAUAAAAUGUUAUUUGGAUCUCCUUAAGAAGAAGUGGCAGGCAGCAGCAGCCUGUGAGAGCUCCGAGGAGAAGCACAAUUUGUGUGAGCGUGUGUUUCAAGGCGGAGAAGAGGAGUAUGGUCUUCUGGAAGCACUAAAGUUUCUAAUGCUGGCCAAAGCUGUUGAGCUUCAUCACAACAUGACGGCAGAUCAAGAAGUGCCUGUGUUCUGCUGGCUCCUUUUUGCCCGCGACACAUCCGAAAACCCCCAAACCCUCCUGGCCAAUCACCUGAGCCAGAUCGGCUUCAGUGGAGGGGUAGAACAGGUAGAGAUGUUUCUACUGGGCUAUGCCUUAAAGCACACCAUUCAAGCCUUCCGUCUGUACAUGACUGACACAGAGGAAUUUGUGACACAUUACCCAGACGACCACAAGCAGGAGUGGCCCUGCAUGUGUAUCGUCACAGAGGACGAUCGCCAUUACAACGUCCCUGUCAGGAGGAGCGUUCAACACCAGCACAGAGAAGAUAUCACGAUGACCUAACAACGGAGACCUCAGAGAACAAAUCUGGUCUACAAAGUGGCAUGAUGUUUGUUUUUUGAUAAUUUGUUGGUCAUCCAGUGAAGGGAAUUUACAGCAAUUUACCGAGAUCAAAUUGCAAGCAGAAGUGCUCAGGUUUUUCCUCUAAAUGAAUCACAUCAUCAGCCUGUCAGGAAAUGCUGUGAUGAUUAACACUGCUUCAGAAAGGGGGGAAAAAAACCCUUACUGCCUUUUUACUUUAACCCUGUUAUUUUUUGUGUUAUGCACUGUUGGAAAUUGCGUUGAUUUACAUUGUCAAUGUUAAAAAAAAAGUUUAGCACAAUAAUUUGAGAGAAUUUUAAUUCAAAAGAAUGUAUUGUGGGUAGGCUAUAGUAUGGGAAAUGAGAUAAUGGUCUACUUACUAAAGUUAAUUCGUUACAUACUUCAAAUUUGCAUUGUUUCAAAAUAUAAAAGAAAAUUUAGAAAAUAGCCAUGAGCAUUGAUUGAAGAAUUUUUAAACAAAUUCUGUCUGACAUGUCGGCCCAUUUUUCUAAACAUUAUUUAUAAAACUGAAAAGUUUUCUUUUUUCUAUGAUUUUAUAACUAUUUAAAUGAGGCUCUACACAAAAUAUUGUCAAUUUAAAAAGAUUGGAGCACUUAAAGAGUCUUAAAAAAAAGCCAGAAUAACUUAUGUUUACAUGUUCUUAACAGACAUUAAAAGCAACAAUAAUGUGCGUAAAUCAUGUUAGCAGGCAGCUGGCGAUAUAGAUGCCAACAAGAAUUCAAAAAAGCUUAAUAGUUGGUUUGUUGUGUAGUGAAUCAACAAGUACUUGCACUUUUUAUUUUGAUGGUUUCUUUUUCCUGCUCAUCUUAAUUUUUGUAUAUAUGACAGAUUAACGCGGAUUAAUUUUAUUGCCAAACAUAGAAAGUUAUACAGUAUUGGUUAUGUAAAAUACUCAUCAAGAACUGGAAGACAAGACCAUUUGA
Messenger RNA from Sinocyclocheilus grahami, 4299 nucleotides. RefSeq names its product neurofilament medium polypeptide. The coding region runs from base 407 to 3337 and encodes 976 amino acids. Gene Ontology annotation, cellular component: cytoplasm. Gene Ontology annotation, molecular function: cysteine-type deubiquitinase activity. The record is from RefSeq and is a predicted model, not a curated record. Gene Ontology annotation, biological process: protein linear deubiquitination. The transcript has 11 exons. NCBI's taxonomy places the organism in Eukaryota, Metazoa, Chordata, Actinopteri, Cypriniformes, Cyprinidae.